GUUCUUGCAAGCAGAACUAAGUCAGUGUGUUACUUACUUGCAGAAGUAAUCAAUGCAAUAUCAACUGGCUGUUGCAGAGCAAUAUACAGAGUACAAGCUGCUUUGUUGUCACCGUUGUCAUACCCUGGUUUCCUGCAGUUUAACUGAAGUUCGUAAUCCUGCUCUACUACCUACUCCUACUAUCUACCUGUAGGAAGUGGAGUCAUUUUUGACUGAGUUUUAUUAUCCUUCUCCCUCUUCACCAGCUCUGUGCUGAUGUUUUGAAUUGUAUAAUCUUCCUAUUGUGAGGGCCACUGACUAUUCUCCCAUUUCGAGUUUAGGGUGCUUCUUAGUAAACAAAAAGUAGUACUACUUCUUAGUUCAUGUAGAAAUGGCUGCUCCACGUGAGCCAGACACGUCAGCUGCCGCACUGUCAGCUCAGACUCUUUCUGAUCCCGAGCGCGAGUCUAUCUAUGAGUCCAUCAAUGAGUUGUGCAACCCAGAAACUCGUGAGGCUGCCUUACUUGAAUUAAGUAAGAAGAGAGAGUCAGUGAGCAAUCUAGCGCCGCUGCUAUGGCAUUCAUUUGGUGUUGUGGCGGCUUUGCUGCAAGAAAUAAUGAUGGUUUAUCCCUUCAUUAAUCCGCCAACCCUCAAUGCUCAACAGUCUAAUAGAGUGUGCAAUUCCCUGGCUUUACUUCAAUGUAUCGCCUCUCACCCGGAGACUCGGACUUCCUUCUUGGCAGCACAUGUACCACUCUACUUAUAUGGAUUUCUGCAUACGCAGAGCAAGGCACGUCCUUUUGAAUACCUUCGGUUAACCAGUCUUGGCGUUGUUGGAGCACUUGUGAAGACCGAUGAGCCUGAAGUGAUAAACUUUUUGCUUACUACUGAAAUCAUCCCGCUAUGUCUACGCAUCAUGGAGCAUGGCUCGGAACUCUCCAAAACGGUUUCUACCUUUAUUUUGCAGAAGAUUUUGCUUGAUGAGACAGGACUGUCAUACAUCUGCCAAACUUACGAGCGAUUUUCGCAUGUGGCCAUGAUUUUGGGUAAGAUGGUGCUAUCCCUGGCCAAGCCCAAGGAUCAAUCUGCCAGGUUGUUGAAGCACGUAGUCCGUUGCUACUUGCGUCUUUCUGAUAAUCCCAGGGCCAGAGAAGCGCUCCGCCAGUGUUUGCCAGACCAAUUAAAAGAUCAGACAUUUGUUGCGGUUCUAAAGGAUGAUAACUCGACACGGCGGUGGUUACAACAGCUGAUGAAGAAUCUCACGGAGAGUGGCGCUGGUGCUAUGAUGUUGAAUGGAGAGCCACAGCGUAUGUAAACUGAAUGGAGUGCCACAAAGUCUGUGAGCCAUGAUCAUUGGCUGUGCAACAUUUAAGCUGGUGAUGUUUCUGUUGAAACAAAAGAGCUGCCUCUGGUUGGAAUUUGUGUUGCUCUUCUUUCGUCCAUAUACCCGGGACUCUAUCGUACGGUACGCUGUGUUUGUGUUGUAUAUAGAGUUAUAUAGAGUUAUCUGUGCCCGUGCUGUGUCAGUUCACGUGCAAUUGUGCAUUCAUAUUCAUAUGUUUGUCCAUAGAUGCAUGUACAUGUGUGUGUGUGUGUGUGUGUGUGUGUGUGUGUGUGUGUGCGUGCGAGUGCGAGUGCUGUGCUAGUGCGAGUGCUAGUGCUGUGCUAGUUCGAGUGCUGUGCUAGUGCUAGUGCGAGUGCUGUGCGAGUGCUGUGCGAGUGCUGUGCGAGUGCUGUGCGAGUGCUGUGCGAGUGCUGUGCGUGUGUGCCUUGCAGCUGGGCUAGGCAUACCGUCCCCUUUUUUAGUAUAUGCUGGGGUUGCAGUUUACAUUUAUGUUUCACACUUUACCUAUCUUCUGUACAUAUUCCUCUUAGAUUUUGAACAUACCAAUGCCGUCGCUGCUGCUGCUGCCAUCAUCGGCGUUACUCAUGUGCAAUCACUGAUGUUGAUUGUUGCUGCCGCUGUUGCCCUUUGUUUUGCGUAUAUACAUACCCCCCCCCCGCGUAUCUUGCACUGACUUUCAACGCAUUAUAAGCCGGUGACCUUUUGCUACGUUUUUGGUCUGGAUGUACCAUCAUGAAUGUCAAUCUGUGUGCUUUGACUCCCAUUGCGUGUACAUGAGCUGCUUGUACCACUGCUUGGUAUUCCAGGUGCGGCCUUGCAACCACCCUUA
This is a messenger RNA of Sycon ciliatum, 2153 nucleotides long. Its product is annotated as CCR4-NOT transcription complex subunit 9-like. The transcript has 9 exons. Gene Ontology annotation, biological process: mRNA catabolic process; negative regulation of translation. The record is from RefSeq and is a predicted model, not a curated record. Bases 371 to 1294 code for a protein of 307 amino acids. NCBI's taxonomy places the organism in Eukaryota, Metazoa, Porifera, Calcarea, Leucosolenida, Sycettidae. Gene Ontology annotation, cellular component: CCR4-NOT core complex; CCR4-NOT complex; P-body.